This is a messenger RNA of Lonchura striata (white-rumped munia), 3434 nucleotides long. It is a transcript of the gene HMMR, whose product is annotated as hyaluronan mediated motility receptor. Lineage: Eukaryota; Metazoa; Chordata; Aves; Passeriformes; Estrildidae. Gene Ontology annotation, molecular function: hyaluronic acid binding. The record is from RefSeq and is a predicted model, not a curated record. Gene Ontology annotation, cellular component: membrane.
CGCGCGCUGCGGCCGUUGGCCCCUUUGAACGCCGGGCCGCGGGGUCCCAGCGCUGUCAUGGCGUCCGCGCGCGCGCCGCUCCGCCGCCACCUCCACAGCGACGGGAGCGCCGCACGUACGCCCCUGCAAGGAUCUGGUAACCUUAAGCCAUCAGAUGGAGCGGGAAGUUUGCCAUCCUCUGAAGCACGCCAAGGGCUUAGGAAACAGAAGGAUGAGACAAAUCUGAGCAGUGAGAAGAGUGCACCCACCCCAGUAAUUGCAAGGAGACUCACAUCUCUUGGAUCAACACCGGCUAAUGGGAUUGUGAAGACUAGAAAAGAUGUUAUGCUUAUGAAAGAGAAAAAGAAACAGAAGACACUGGAGAAGGAGAUUCGUGCAUUGGUGAGAGAACGUGGAGAACAGGAUAAAAAACUUCGGGCUCUGGAUGAAGAUCUUGUUAAGAUUGAAGCAAAACUGAGUGCUGCAGUUCAGGAGAAAACCUCUCUUUCAGCAAAUGUUGCAUGCCUGAAAAAACAGCUUCUGGAGUUAACAAGAAGCAAUGAACUACUAAAGUCAAAGCUGUCUGAAGAUGGUGUGCAGAAGAAAAUGAGCAGCCUGUGCAUGGAGUUGAUGAAGCUCAGAAAUAUGAGGGAUGCGAAGGAAAAGACUGCACUGGCAAAGCAGGAAAACAUGGAAAUGAAGCUGCAGGAAGUGCAAAGGAAUCUAGAGCAUUCAAAAGGAAAAGUAGCACAGUUACAAGAAAAAUUGUCUGCUACUGAGAGAGAGAAAUUUGAAGAAAAGUCUGACACUGAAAAACUCUUGGAAUAUAUUACCGAGCUCAGUAGUGUUGCAGAAACAGCUGAGAAAUACAAACUAGAUAUUGCCCAGAUGGAGGAGACACUGAGUAAGAAAGAGCAAGAUAUUAAGAUACUGAAGAAUACGCUCCAAGUAAAAGAGGAAGAGUCAUGUAAACUGAUGAAAGAACUUGAUGAGAGGUGUCAAUUGCUUCAACAAGAGAAAGAGAAAGAGUUGUCUGAGGCCAAAGGACAAUUCCUAAGUAUGAAUGCUGAAAUAGAAGACCUGAAAAGAAAAAUUGAUUUGGUGGAACAAGAACACCAAAAACUCCUUCAGAAACAUGAGGAGGCUGUGUCUCAGCUGCAGCAAGAGAAGGAGUCAUCUGCAUCAAUGCAGCAGAAGUUACUAGAGUUUGAAGAUGAAGUAGCAAGUGAGAGACAUCUUCUGGAAGAAGAGCUGAAUGGUACCAUGAAGGAGCUGAAUAAAUUGCAUGCAAAGGAAAAGAAGGCUGAAAAGUUGGUGAAGCGACUGGAACAAGAAAUCAAAUCCCAAGGUCUUGAACUUGGACAGAUGGAAGAAGAGUUGAAAAGAAAGAAUUUAGAGUUGGAGCAAAUCAAGGCAAUGCAUAGCAGUGCUGUAUUGAAAAUCCAAGAAGAGCACAGCAAUACACUGCAGGAACUUGGAAAGACUAUUGCUGACUUUGAAAGCUACAAGAAAACAUCAGCUGAAGAAAUUUGCAGUUUUAAACUGGAGAAUUCCUCUCUGCGAGAAGAAGUUGCCAACCUAAAAAAAGUAGGCCAAGAGAAUCUGCAGUUGCUUCAAGAAGCAGAGUACACUAAAAACAAAGCAGAUGAAGAAUAUGCAAGGAUGCUUUUAGAAGUUGAGACCAAGCUUGCAUUAACAGAAGCAGAAGCAGAGAGGACAAAAGAGUUGUGCCUUGCACAAAUGACUAACCUUCAGGAGAAACUUGAGGAGCAAACUGAAGAUCUGAAAAGAGAACUUGAAGCAGAGCGAUCAAGGAAAACCAUAAAUGAAGAUGUGACCUCUAGCUUAGAGAAAGAGAUCAAGACCUGGCGUAAACUGUAUGAAGAUUUACAUAACAAAGUUAAGCCUUUUCAGCAACAAUUAGAUGCUUUUGAAGCAGAGAAGAAUGCUCUCCUGGAGGAGCACGGGGCAGCCCAAGAAGAACUGAAUAAACUGAGUGAUGCAUAUGCUAAGCUACUUGGCCACCAGAACAUGAAGCAAAAAAUCAAGCAUGUUAUGAAGCUGAAGGAAGACAAUGCUCACCUGAAGCAGGAUGUCUCAAAAUUGCGUGCAUUGCUAGCCAAGGAAAAGCAAAUCAACAAACAUCUCCAGGAGCAGCUGUGUGCAGUACAGGGCAUUAAGCGUUUUGAUCCUUCCAAAGCUUUCCAGCAUGAUAGCAAGGAAAAUAUUCCUCCAAAAACACCUUUAAAAGAAGGCAAUAAAAACAAAAUUUGAAGUCUUUUUGGUAUCAAGAAAACAACCCAUAAGAUGAUUACAGGAGACUUCAACAGACUGCUUCUUCAAGAUGAACUUGGAUGCUGUAUAUAAUACAAAUCAGUAGGAGGCCUAGAGAAAUGAUCUAAAAUUAUACAUAUUUUAGAAAACCGAUGUUAUAUGGAGAAGCAAUAGGUGACAGCAUGCUUCUGACUCCUGGUAAUAUUACAGGCAUGAACUCUGAAAAGUGCUCACAGUUGCAUGUUUUGGAUAUGGUGAGGCUGCUUAGUUAGGUUUUGAACAGAGCAUUUUAAGUUUGGAGAAGGAGAAUAAGCACUGGAGAAUAAGAUUACAAGUGAAAUCGGAUUUCAUGUGAGUUUUUUUGAUUUUUAAAUAUUUUAAUUUUUUUUUUGCAUCUAUCCAGUGUAUGCAAUGCUAUGUUAAAUUAAUUUUGCUGUUUAUAGCUGCUUUGGUGCUAAUGGCAGCAAUACUGCCAAGAGAGACAUUUUUACUUCUGUGGCCUAAACACUGUAGAACCAGAGCAGAAAUGGCACUAUACACUUAAUUUUGAUAGUCUACAGGAUCUAUGUUCAGUAUAUGUUCAGAUUUAAAUCCUGGGGCUAGGUGUUGCAGCUGUUGAUCUUCAGAAGUGCAUUUUCAGGUCAAAGUCAAAUUGACUGUAUUUAUCUAAAUGUUUCUGUCCUAUGACUAAGAUUAGCGUCUUGAGAGCAAUGCUGUGUCCUCUGGGCUCUUAAACUGCCAUAAAAAUCUUUGUAGCCAGCUAUUGUAGGUGAUCAGUGCUACAGUGCCAGGGAAUAACAACAGAACUUCUCUCACCUGGGAGGAGGGACACCACAGACCUCACAUGCUUUGUGCAGACUGGAACUUUGACAAUAGGGAAAGAAUCUGUUAAACUGCAUUUUAAAUUAAGAGCAUUUUAACACAAUAAAAAUUUUAAAUUAAAGAAUUUGUUUAUUUCUUUUGAAAACCAGGUAUAAAACUCAAAAUAACAUUACAGUGGGAUUCAUCUAAUGUUCUUUUUUUCUAGUCUUUCUUCAAAACAAAGCCAAAAGUCAGUUGUGCCUCAAAAACUUCGUAUUCUCUAGUCUUAGGGAAAUUAUUUAGCUGAACUGUACAAUAUAUACAACCUGAAAUUCUCUUAUUUCUCUUAAUACAAAAGUAAAUGCUGAAUUUAAGUCAAA